This is a messenger RNA of Thamnophis elegans (Western terrestrial garter snake), 1864 nucleotides long. RefSeq names its product migration and invasion inhibitory protein (gene MIIP). The transcript is spliced from 10 exons. The record is from RefSeq and is a predicted model, not a curated record. Bases 484 to 1848 code for a protein of 454 amino acids. Gene Ontology annotation, biological process: negative regulation of cell migration; negative regulation of G2/M transition of mitotic cell cycle. NCBI's taxonomy places the organism in Eukaryota, Metazoa, Chordata, Lepidosauria, Squamata, Natricidae.
UAUGUUAUUUUAUUUUUAUUUUAUUAUGUUAUUUUUAUUUUAUUUUAAAAAACACAGUAAUUUUUAAGUUUCUUAUUGAGAAUGUGAGUUCCCGGGGCUUUAAUUACUUAUUUUUAGGUCAUCUAAUCAAUUUUCAUUCAUUUGCUUGAAAUCCAUUACUUUCAUUAAUUUAAAUCGAUUCCGUUUUGCAUCCCACCUUCAUCAUGUCGCUGGCUGCGGAUAAUAGGGACUGUAAUCCAGCGCCUCUGGAGGGGGUGACCGGACCACAAAGCUCCGUAAUAAAAGGCGGACCAUGCUUUUAAAGCGGGGGGGGGGGGGUGACACUCCCAAAAAACGCAAAAUGGGGCGAGGUCCCUUUAAGAGCAAAAAUCGCCGAAGAUCCUGGUAACGCUAGUUGCCGGGUGACGAAAGCGGAGCGUGGCCAAUCAGGAGGCGUUCGGAAGCUUGGCUUUGCUACAUAGUAAGCAACGGACGCGGGAGUGAAUGACUCUCAAAAGGGAAGUUACUCGGCUCCAGCAGCACAGCCUUCCGUGUUCCUUGCUGGACUCUGGAGGCCCAGAGAUGGAUCUUCAGCAGCUCCGCCAUUUGAACCAAGACCUCCUGCAAAAGUUGAAAGCCAACCAAGAAGAGUUCAGGAAACGCCUCCCCUUCUUGCUGGCUUCCUCGACUGGGACCCCUGAGCUCAAACGGAUGCCCAGUUCCAGAAACGAGAUCCAACCACCAUUUUGUCCGGACAUGGAAGGGGCCAUCCUGAACAUUUCAGAGACGCGGAAUUCCCCACUGAAUCUUGACACUCUGCAGUGUGGGAGACGGAAAGAGGGGUGCCCCCCUAGCUCGGUGCCACCCAGUUCCCCCUGCAUGGUCAUCGUGCCACUGGGCGAGGCUGGGAGCGGAAAUGGGGAAGCGGCCCAGGGGGAUGCCCCCCAAAAGCCGCUCCCUGCUGCUUGCUCCGAGGCAAAGGAGAGAAUGUGGGCCCGAGAGGAGCUGACCCAAAGCCAAGCGGAAGAGGAAAGGAGGCAGGGGGCUUCGGCUUGGAUGCCGCAGACCCCCAAGUCCAUUCUGCUUACACCGGGGGACAAGCAUGGCAGGACGAGGAAGAAGAAGGAAGCCGGGCACGUCACCUUCGUCUCCGACACGGAGGAGCAUUUGAUCCCAGCGGACAGCAUGUCGGCGCAGCCUUUCCUGGGCUACGACUGGAUCGCAGGGUUGCUGGAGACGGACACUUCCCUGUCUGACAAACCUGAAGAAUAUUUUGCUGAGCUGCAGAAUUUUCGUCAGGUGAACAAGGAAGCUUGCAUCCGUGACCACGGCUUCGAGUUGGAAGACGUGAAAUCGUUGGCCCUGGAUCAGGAGAUGGAAACAGAUGCGGCUUCCCACCAGUGUGUCUUCUGUUAUCGGUUGAAUAAGCGCCUUUUUACUGUGCCAAUGGAUCCAGAAUCGGCCUGCCCCGUUUGCAAAACCCCUCGCGCUGAAAAACCUCCCGAGACCCUGGUGGAGCCAGCUUUCGUAAGAGUUAGCUUCCCGAGGGCUACAAUCCUCCCCGCGUAUAAACACAAAAUCCAUCGACGGAAAAGCUACGAAAUGGAGGACAAUUUGGCCCUGCCCUCGCACUGCCUUGCUGGUUGGGAGAACCCCGUCCAAGUUUCCACCCCCGUCAUCAGCAGCCUGGAUCUACAUUCAUCCCUGGAUUCCCGGUGUGCACAUCAGAAUUCCGGCUCCAGGGUGGCAGGCGGGACGAGGACGGACAAACUUCUGGACCGCUCUCGGGUGGUGGAAUUUGAACUCGGAAGCGCCCCUUGGAAGCAGACUCGCCGAAAGCCGCCACGCCACAAAGCCAUUUUCCAUUAAAACCACCUCCAAUCUC